Molecule: messenger RNA, 2648 nt
Organism: Stylophora pistillata
Lineage: Eukaryota; Metazoa; Cnidaria; Anthozoa; Scleractinia; Pocilloporidae
Product: rho GTPase-activating protein 8
Biological process (GO): negative regulation of endocytic recycling; small GTPase-mediated signal transduction
Cellular component (GO): cytoplasm
Molecular function (GO): GTPase activator activity
Source: RefSeq, a predicted model, not a curated record
UCUUGAGAUAGUUUCGCGCGGCGGAAAGCUGUAUACCCAAUCUCAAAUGUUGUAUGAAGGGGGAAAUGUCAAUCUAUGACGUUAUCACGACUGAAAUGAACGCACAAAUUCACAUUAGUGAAAUGAGAAAGAUUUAAUUUAUCUUUUCUUUCAUGAAAUAAAGAUAUCGUGACAGUUAUGAACGAGUCGUUUCCCGUACUCGGAAGCCAUUUCGAAGAACAACAGGAUAUUUCAACGCUGUCUAAAUCGUCGCAAGCUAGAAACGACUUUCUCUCAGACGUGAACAGCUUAGGUGACGAAAAUGUUCUUCACAGGAGGUCAGGGAACUUAUCACCAGGUGGAACCAGGAGGUAUGGCAUGACAGAUUUUGGUGAUUUAGCUGAAGAGGAGACUGAUUUUCUCGAACAAUUUGAUCCACUUCUCUCUUCUCGAAGUGUAAGCUCAAGUUUGACGGACGAAGAGAAGUCAAGUAACACCAAGCAAUCCAUCGAAAGAUUGGACUCACGAGACAAAAUGGAAUUAGAUCGGGGUUCUGGACUAAUUUCAGGCCAUUUCAAUGAAACAGAACUGACAAGUUCAACAGUUGAUAGUUCAGAAGGUAUCUCUCAAAGACGGCUCAAUCAUGAUGCAAGUAGUACGACUUUGGAGGGUACCAGCACUAGUAAACGCUAUGAAAAUGCUGCAGUGAAGAAUGAUAGCAAUGCAUCAGCAGUGAAACUUACAGGUUCAAUUCAUCAAGGUUUGAGUGCACUGAAUGACAACUUCAGUGAUAUUGCUCGGCAUCAAAUACUAUCAGUAGCCGGGGAUGAUAAAAGUGGCAGGCCUGUGAUUGUUUUCUCUGCAUGCAGAAUGCCACCAAUAUCCUCCAUUGAUCACACCAGGAUGUUCAGUUACUUGUCAGGUACUUUGGAUCAGUAUGUGGAGAAUGACUACACUAUUGUCUACUUCCACUAUGGGUUGACGAGCAAGAAUAAGCCAGCAAUGUCAAAAGUGAUACAGCUUUACCGUGACCUGGACAGAAAGUACCGCAAGAACAUUAAAGCUCUUUUUGUAGUGCACCCAUCCAGCACUAUCAAGCUAAUAUGGGCAACUAUUGCCAAAAUUGCCAGUCCCAAGUUUUCAAGGAAGCUGCUCUAUGUAACUCGGCUCGAAGAUCUUGCAGAAUAUGUUCAUCUUGAUCAGAUAGAUGUCCCAAUGGAGGUCAUUGAGCAUGAUAAACAGAUUUCUAGCCAAGUGAGAUCUAGUUCCUCAAAACAGCCAUCAGGAGUGUUUUAUGCAACUCCUGAUGAACUUCCUAAAACUCAGCAGUUUGGUGUUUCUUUGUCAUGGAUGAGAGAAAACAACAAUGGUGAGUGUAUCCCACCUGUUGUGUCUACAUCAGUGGAAUUUUUAAGAGAAAAUGCACUUGAGGUUGAGGGUCUUUUCCGACGGUCUGGCAAUGUAACAACUGUGAAAGAUAUCACUCAAAUGUUCAACAAAGGUUUAUCAGUGUACUACAAAAACCCAGAAGACAUUCACUGUGCAGCAGUUAUUUUGAAGAGAUUCUUAAGGGAACUUCCAGAGCCAAUUCUAACCUUUAAACUUUAUGAUACCGUAAUUCAAAGCACCAUGAUUCCUGACGAAACGGAGAAAUUAAAGCAGAUGUGGUGCAUCUUACACCAUGAGCUGCCAGAAGAGAACUAUGUUUUGUUAAAAUUUCUCAUGCAGUUUUUAAAUGAGGUACAAAAACAUUCUAAUGUCAAUAAAAUGACAGCAAAGAACUUGGCUAUUGUGUUUGGGCCAAACUUGGUGUGGUCCAAAUCUCAGGCUGCUUCUCUUGAUGCCAUGGCACAGAUAAACUCAUUCUCUCUUCUCAUGCUGGAAAACGUUAGUUAUUUGUUUGAAACUAGCUGAUUUCAGAAUGUACAUUAUUCCUGUCAGAUAUGGAAAUUUAUCAGGUAAUUAAGUGUCUAUACAGAGUGUAGUAGCAUUAACUAUCAGUUGGAGACCUAUUGUUUAGUCAGGAGCAUCAAGUUUUUGGACAUUUGUAGAAGUAUUGGAUUGUUCUCAAAGGACCAGAUGCCAAUGGGCCUAACCUCAAAGAAGCUGUUUGACAGGAACCAGGUUGCACCAAUGCUACCACAAAUUAAAACCCUAGAGCAAUGUUUUCACAUGUUUUUUCCUAGCUUGCAUUCAAACAUGUCAGAGAUGAACCAUAAAUCAUUCAAGAUGUAAAUGCUUUUAAGUGACACCACUUUUGUGUGGACAUAAUCAUAUAUAAUGACAGUGAAAUGAUAGUAAUGUCAUUGAACAAAGGAAGAUCACCAGUACUUUUUUCAAAAGACAGAACUGGGUAUACAAAUGCCUUCUAAAGACAUUUAUGUCCAGAAAUGCACGCAGUAAUGAGAAUGGCAGAUUUGAUGAAAUUCUUCCAAACCAAGUGAACAUUCAUGCAUUUUACAAUUUUAGCAAAUUUUAGUUCAAUUUGUCAAAGUGAAAUCUGCAGCUUGGUGAAAUUGAGGAUUUUGAUGUUAGUCAAAAUCAGCUUGCUGUCUUUGACAAUUUUGAUGAAAUUUUGUCAGAUUUGCCAUUUUCGUCUCUAUAAUAAUCAUAAUCAUAUAAUUUAUUUCCAUCCUAAUUUACUUACCAGAAAAUAUAAUUGAAAAAAA